Messenger RNA from Armigeres subalbatus, 955 nucleotides. Its product is annotated as protein atonal-like. Gene Ontology annotation, cellular component: nucleus. Gene Ontology annotation, biological process: sensory organ development; positive regulation of transcription by RNA polymerase II; axon development. The coding region runs from base 153 to 755 and encodes 200 amino acids. The record is from RefSeq and is a predicted model, not a curated record. The transcript has a single exon. Gene Ontology annotation, molecular function: protein dimerization activity; DNA-binding transcription factor activity, RNA polymerase II-specific; E-box binding. NCBI's taxonomy places the organism in Eukaryota, Metazoa, Arthropoda, Insecta, Diptera, Culicidae.
UUCGAGGGGAAUAUGUUUUGCGUUUCCAUUUCCAUGCUGUUCCAACUCUCCCAAUCCACCGGUAUAAAAUUAUCCUUCCUGCGGGGAUCUGAUUUAGUUUUGAUUUACUUCUGUUCGAGUGAAGUCGUUUUUCGAAGACACCCAGUGACACAAUGGCUGAGGAACUUAUCUAUCGGCAAUACUUCUACAACUACCAUCACCAGCAGUACAUUCAUCCCCAAGCGAUGGAUUUCACGCCUCCUCCGAGCAGUCCGGAGUUCAUCCCAUCGACACUGAGCUUCACGCCGGAGGCCUUCGAAUCCCGCCAGUACAACAGUGACUACGAUUGGAUGGCGGCCAGUCCGGAAAGCAGUGGAUCGCCGGGCCUUCCCAACGACUUCGGUUCCCCCGAUCAAAUCCUGACUACUGCGAUCAAGCCACCAACCCGCCCGCUCUCUAAGUCCGCCAAGGUCCUGAGCCAGAUCGAACAGUUGUUCGACGACAGCAGUGCAUCGGACAGUGAGCUGAUAGCAAACAGUGACAUCCCUACCAAAAUUAAAAUCAAGCGCGGCACAACGAUCCCCACGGUGAUCAAGCGGAAGCGACGAUUGGCGGCGAACGCGCGCGAACGGAAGCGCAUGCGGGGGCUAAAUGAAGCCUUCGAUCGCCUGCGACAGCACCUUCCCGCGGGUGGAGACGACCGGCAGUUGUCCAAGCACGAAACCCUACAAAUGGCGCAGACCUAUAUUACGGCGUUGUGCGAGUUGUUGAUUUAAGUGUGCGAUUACGGUGCGGAGUGGUUACGUUGUUAGAAGGCCAUAUUUAUAGGAGGUGAAUCAAGUCAUUAGGUUAAUUCUGUACGGUUAUUGAAUUAUUAUUAGGAACUUUACCAGUAUUAUUGAUAUUGAAUGUUUAAGAAGACUUAUUAUUAAUCGCUUAGUUGAAAAGCAAGCAAUAAAUAGAAAUAAUAAAAUGA